AUGAUAAGACACGUGGUUAUUGGUGGUGGUACCGGUUUCAUUGGAAGAGCACUUGCAUUUUCACUUAGAAAUGAAGGCCAUACUGUUUCCAUUUUAUCCCGAAACACAACGGGUCCUGAAUAUAUUUCAUGGGAAACUUUAUCGAUAAAAGGAUUGCCUGAAGACACAACAGACGUAAUUAAUGUUUCUGGACAAAAUAUUUUAGAUCCAAUGAAACGGUGGAAUGAAGAAUUUAAAAAUGACGUAUGGAAUAGCCGAGUUCGAACAACAAAACUACUAGCGAAUGCUGUCAAUAAAAAAUCUGAUGUUAAAUCAUUUCUCACAAUAUCUGGAGUCGCGUAUUAUAAACCUGAUGAUAAAUUGACACAUGCUUGGGAAAAAGCUGCAGAACUUUCUCCGAGUUCGUCAUGUCGACAGAUCACAAUAAGAUCUGGUGUCGUGUUGGGAAGAUAUGGUGGCAUGAUUCAACAAAUAAUAAUGCCUUUUUUCUUGGGCCUCGGUGGCCCUAUUGGCAGUGGGAAACAAAUUAUGCCUUGGAUUCAUAUAAGUGACUUAGUUGAUUUAUUUCGUUUUGCAAUUGAAGAAGAAAAAGUCAAGGGUGUUUUGAAUGGCGUUGCUCCUCAGAUCAUAACAAAUAAAGAAUUUGCUAGAGCUUUUGCCCGAGCAAUGUGGAGACCGGCGUUUCUUCCAUUACCAGAAUUCGCAGUUAAUCUUAUUUUUAGUUCAGAGCGAGCCAGGAUCAUGACAGAAGGCCAAAAAGUAAUACCUAAACGAGUACUUGAGUAUGGUUUCGAGUAUUCGUUUCCACAAAUUGAUGAGGCAUGUCAACAAUUUGCUGAUAUCGCUUAUCCGCAUUCAUAUUAG
This is a messenger RNA of Cotesia congregata, 864 nucleotides long. The record is from the annotation of a GenBank genome assembly. NCBI's taxonomy places the organism in Eukaryota, Metazoa, Arthropoda, Insecta, Hymenoptera, Braconidae.